Messenger RNA from Salmo salar (Atlantic salmon), 1085 nucleotides. It is a transcript of the gene lysmd1, whose product is annotated as LysM, putative peptidoglycan-binding, domain containing 1. The record is from RefSeq and is a predicted model, not a curated record. NCBI's taxonomy places the organism in Eukaryota, Metazoa, Chordata, Actinopteri, Salmoniformes, Salmonidae.
UAACGAUUAUACGGGUUUUCUUGCUGUAUACUCGCAUGGUAGGCGAUUUAGCUAGCUGGCAAACUAUUGCUAGUUAGCUUACCAGUUACAAGCUCCACCAUGUUCCACGGGGAACGGGCUCCUCUUUCAACCAGUGGAGGCGGUCUACUUCGCGAUAAACGGACGAGGUCAUACGGCAGCCUUGUACAAUCCAACCUUUCUCCGGUACGACAAAGACGAAUUGAACACCAAGUUCAACCAGGAGAGACGUUGCAAGGACUCGCGUUGAAAUAUGGAGUAUCUAUGGAACAAAUCAAAAGAGCAAAUAGACUGUACACGAAUGACUCAAUAUUCAUAAAGAAGUCUCUUUCUAUCCCUGUGCUGUCAGACUACACCAGUGAUGCUAAUAAUGGGGUAGAUGUGACUGAGAAGGACUCAGGCCAGGUACAGGACAGUACAAGUAAAGAAUGCUCUACUCAAAAUGGGAAGCCAGUGAACAACUCUGAAAAGACACAAGAAGGCAUAUCAGAACUUUCUCCAAUGAAUUUCUUAAAAAGGAUGGAUCGUAUGAUCAGCCAGUCCAAGCAAGCAGCUGUGAAAAGAUGCCAAGAGGGAGAAAAACGAUCGACAUCUUUGGAAGCAGCUUGUACCAGCAAGACAACAGACCGUCGAUUUACAAGGUCAAACAGUGCCACGGUCGUCACCUCUCCCAGAAUGCAUCAGCAAGCCAUACUUGGUGCAGUGCCCCUCACCAUCACCAAAUGCACAAAGAAACUGAGAGAAAGAGAGGAUGAGAUCUUUGAGUUGUGAUUUCAUUGCCUCUGUCAGGCAGAUCAUGGGACACAUGUACUAAUGGGGGGGAAAAAGGGAUUGGCCUCCAAGCGACUCUGGCAUUACAGAUUUAGGAGAGUUCUUAUUUUCACUGAUGAGUAACCUGCUGCUCUAUGGACUUGGUACUUGAAAGUUGGACAUUAGCACUGUUGAUAAAAUUGUUUUGCUGCAAGGAUGAGUUUCAUUUUGACAUACACUACCGGUCAAAUGUUUUAGAACACCUACUCAUUCAAGGGUUUUCUUUAUUUUUACUAUUUUCUCCAUUUGUAGAAUAA